GCCAUUCUGUCAUUCGUGUAUACCUUUUAUCUUAUUUCACAGUCAUAAUAAACAUUUUUAGAACAGUUUUUUUUGUUAAUUACUUAUUACAAAUAAUAUUAGUAUUAUAAAUAUAUACUUGUAAUUGCCAUUCGUUGUCAUGUCUGUCUUUGACGGAGAAAUUGAGUUUCAAUCAGUGUAUAUGACCGAUUACGGAAAGAAGAAUAAGCCAAAAAGUCCUCGCCGUAAAGCUAUAGAUGAUAAUUGUUUGAUCGUCGGACUGAGUAGAGAUGCACUCAAAGCUAAGGACGUCCCUCGACGUUGCCCGGAUAUUCUGUGUCCCAUUGACCAUGAAUAUUACAAGGAUUCAGUAAAGAGGUUCGCAGAAGAUUAUCCAAAGCUAACAAAGAUAUAUAUGUCUAAAGAUAUAGACCCUACACCUAUAGAACACGAGAUGCAGGAUCUGAAGAGGACAGAGUAUUUGACUAAGUAUUGCGCUAGAGAGCUACCAUUCAUGUCUGCGAAUCUGGCGCGUCGAGCUCGUGCUCUGCAAACCCUGCGUCUCCCUGAUGACGUUUAUAUACCAGAUACCAGCCAGCUUAGCUCCUACCGCCACCCCAAGCCGGAGAAGUACGCUGAACACCCCUCCACCAUGUCCAUGAGACCAAAGUUUGAUCCAUCAUUGCAAAAGGAGCUUCGUCGCAUUUUGCGCGUGCGCACCGGCGAUACCACGUACGGCGCGUGCCACGGGUUACUAGGACAAGUGGUGCUGGAGAAGAAUCCAUUUGGUCCACCUCGCAAAGAACCCAAAUAUGGCAGAUGGCUGAAUCCGUAUAUUUACACCUAUAGAAUUUAGUGAAAUUAUACGAUUAUGAAUAAAUAUU
Molecule: messenger RNA, 863 nt
Organism: Achroia grisella
Lineage: Eukaryota; Metazoa; Arthropoda; Insecta; Lepidoptera; Pyralidae
Exons: 5
Coding region: 140-835 (231 amino acids)
Source: RefSeq, a predicted model, not a curated record